Messenger RNA from Gavialis gangeticus (Gharial), 1732 nucleotides. RefSeq names its product solute carrier family 35 member F4 (gene SLC35F4). The record is from RefSeq and is a predicted model, not a curated record. Gene Ontology annotation, cellular component: membrane. The transcript is spliced from 8 exons. NCBI's taxonomy places the organism in Eukaryota, Metazoa, Chordata, Crocodylia, Gavialidae. Bases 74 to 1510 code for a protein of 478 amino acids.
UAUAGUCCUGGGGACCCAAAGCAAUGCAGAAACUAAAGACAGAGCGAACAUACACGUAGGAGAACAAUUGCAAAUGAUGAAGAAACAUACGGCAAGAGUGGCACCGCUACCGUCUUACAAUGUUCCCGAAUUACGUUCACCUAUAUCAGAUGGUGCCUCCCGAUCAUCUGUCAUCCGAUGCAAAGCCGGAGGCAAGUGCCCCAGCCCACGCAGUGGCAUGAGUAGGCAGCUCUCCCCUUUAUCUGUUGUUGAGGAUUCUGCUGCUCCCAUUCUUGAGCUGCAGAGUCGAAGCCCCUCUGGAGUUUGUCGGCACGGCAGAGUGGAGAGGCAAAGCAGAUCAGGAGAAGAUGGGACACAAACUCAUCCUGAGAGCAACAGCCAAGAAAACAAGCCACAGACACGGUGUCAGUCUUGCACAUCUACAUUUCUGAAGGUUGUCUGGGGAUUUCUGAUCAUCUUGUCAGUCUCGUCUUCUUGGGUUGGAACCACACAGAUUGUGAAAAUCACAUAUAAGAACUUUGACUAUCCAUUUUUCAUGACUUGGUUUUCAACAAAUUGGAACAUUAUGUUUUUCCCUAUUUAUUAUUCUGGGCAUCUUGCAACGGCACAGGAAAAGCAGUCUCCAAUCAAAAAGUUCAGGGAAUGCAGUCGGAUUUUUGGUGAAGAUGGUCUGACGUUGAAACUCUUUCUUAAAAGGACUGCUCCCUUUUCUAUUCUGUGGACUUUGACUAAUUACCUGUAUUUACUGGCUUUAAAGAAGUUGACAGCCACAGACGUCUCUGCCCUGUUCUGUUGUAACAAAGCAUUUGUCUUCUUGCUUUCUUGGAUUGUGCUGAAAGACAGGUUCAUGGGCGUAAGGAUAGUCGCAGCAAUAAUGGCCAUCACAGGAAUUGUUAUGAUGGCAUAUGCCGAUGGUUUCCAUGGUGAUUCAAUUAUUGGUGUAGCAUAUGCUGUUGGCUCUGCAUCCACAUCUGCAUUGUAUAAGGUUUUGUUCAAGAUGUUCCUUGGAAGUGCGAACUUCGGGGAAGCUGCUCACUUUGUCUCUACACUGGGCUUCUUCAACCUAAUUUUCAUCUCCUUUACCCCGGUCAUACUGUAUUUUACAAAGGUGGAAUAUUGGUCCCCCUUCUCUGCCGUGCCGUGGGGUUACCUUUGUGGAGUAGCCGGCCUCUGGUUAGCGUUCAACAUAUUGGUCAACGUUGGAGUCGUGCUAACGUACCCCAUCCUGAUUUCCAUCGGGACAGUGCUCAGCGUUCCUGGAAAUGCAGCUGUGGACCUCCUGAAGCAUGAAGUGAUCUUCAGUGUCGUAAGGCUGGGGGCUACCAUUAUCAUUUGCAUUGGAUUUUUGCUAAUGCUGCUUCCUGAAGAGUGGGAUGAAAUAACCCUAAGAUUCAUCAACAGCUUAAAGGAAAAGAAAAGCGAAGACCAUGCGGAAGACAUCACAGACUCCAGCGUGCAUACCAGGAGCAGAAGCAGAGCCAAUGGGACAGUGUCUAUACCACUAGCGUAAAGCUGGUGACCCUCUAACUGCACGUGAAUGUAUAUUCUGUGAAUAUAAUUUAAUUUUCUCGCUACUGAUCUGCUAAAUGACAGUAUUGGUCUGAACUGGGGAUGAAUUGUAUAAAUCAAUGAUAAAUACAUCAAUAAUAAAUGUUUACAUUUAUACACUUAUAAAGGAACCAGUGUAAAUAGCUACAAUAAUUUUUUUUAUAAUAAAAACACAUUGGCUUGU